Salvia hispanica is the source of this 2193-nucleotide messenger RNA. RefSeq names its product threonyl-tRNA synthetase, putative / threonine-tRNA ligase. Gene Ontology annotation, cellular component: cytoplasm; chloroplast stroma. The record is from RefSeq and is a predicted model, not a curated record. Gene Ontology annotation, molecular function: ATP binding; threonine-tRNA ligase activity. Gene Ontology annotation, biological process: threonyl-tRNA aminoacylation. NCBI's taxonomy places the organism in Eukaryota, Viridiplantae, Streptophyta, Magnoliopsida, Lamiales, Lamiaceae.
UAUGUACAGCGAAGAAGAAGAAGACGAGGCAGCUGCAAUAUUCACCACAAAAACACACUGUUUUGUUGGCCAUGUUGGUGGUUAGCAGCAGCAGGAUUGGUGUAAUGGAGGCUGCUUUAUCCCUUUCUCUAUCUCUCUCCAAACACUCUCUCCUCCCAGCUCACAGACUUGUCCACCAUUUCUCUCCGAGAUGCACCCUCCGCAAUCAUCAUUUGCAUCGCCACCGGAGGACCACCAGAUUCUCCGCCGUCGCCACUCAAGUCACAGAAACACCCCCAUCCACCGCUCCUGUUCUACCCACUAACCAGUCCUCCCAGACGCUCCUCAGGAUUCGCCACACCUGUGCUCAUGUGAUGGCCAUGGCUGUUCAAAAGAUUUAUCCACAAGCAAAAGUCACAAUUGGCCCUUGGAUCGACAAUGGCUUCUAUUACGAUUUUGAUGUGGAGCCUCUCACUGACCACGACCUUAAGAAGAUUAAGAAGGAAAUGGAUCGCAUUAUUGGUAGGAAUCUGCCCUUAAUCAGAGAACAAGUCACCAGGGAUGAAGCACAAAAAAGGAUUAUGGCCAUCAACGAGCCCUACAAAAUGGAGAUUCUCCAGAGCAUCAAGGAGGAGCCUAUCACUAUCUAUCACAUAGGUGAUGAAUGGUGGGAUCUUUGUGCUGGCCCUCAUCUAGAAUCUACUGGUAAUAUCAAUAGAAAAGCUGUUCAGCUUGAAUCUGUUGCUGGGGCUUACUGGAGAGGAGAUAUAACUAAGCCAAUGCUUCAAAGAGUAUAUGGCACUGCAUGGGAGAAUGAAGAGCAGUUGAAAGCCUAUCUUCACUUCAAGGAGGAGGCUAAAAGGCGGGAUCAUCGCCGAAUAGGACAAGAUCUUGAUUUAUUUUCUAUACAGGAUGAGGCUGGCGGCGGAUUGGUUUUUUGGCAUCCAAAGGGUGCUAUCAUGAGACAUAUAAUUGAAGAUGCCUGGAAAAAGAUUCACCUACAGCGUGGCUAUGAUCUCCUCUAUACCCCACACGUGGCAAAAGCAGAUCUCUGGAAGAUUAGUGGUCAUCUGGACUUUUACAAAGAAAACAUGUUUGAGCAGAUGGAGAUAGAGAAGGAACUUUAUCAGCUUCGACCAAUGAAUUGCCCUUACCAUAUUUUGGUCUACAAAGCACAGCAACAUUCCUAUAGGGAUUUUCCAAUCAGGGUUGCAGAGCUUGGAACGGUGUAUAGAUAUGAGCUGUCUGGAAGUUUACAUGGUCUAUUCCGAGUACGAGGAUUUACUCAGGAUGAUGCCCACAUCUUUUGUUUAGAGGAUCAAAUCAAAGAUGAAAUCAGGGGUGUCUUGGAUCUUACAGAGGAAAUACUGCUGCAGUUUGGGUUUGACAAGUACGAAGUGAACCUGUCAACAAGACCAGAGAAAUUUGUCGGAGGUGAUGAAAUAUGGGACAAAGCAACCGCUGCUCUAAAGGACGCUCUAAAUGACAAAGGCUGGAGUUAUCAAAUCGAUGAUGGUGGUGGUGCUUUUUACGGCCCCAAAAUUGAUCUCAAAAUAGAGGAUGCUCUGGGUAGGAAGUGGCAGUGCUCGACCAUACAGGUUGAUUUUAAUUUGCCUGAGCGGUUUGACAUGACAUAUGUGGACUCUGAUCAAGAGAGAAAGCGACCAAUCAUGAUACAUAGAGCAAUUCUUGGAUCGCUGGAGCGCUUUUUUGGAGUUCUUAUUGAACAUUAUGCUGGAGAUUUUCCAUUAUGGCUUGCUCCAAUUCAGACUCACUUGUUACCCAUAACCGACUCACAGCUGGAUUACUGCAAGAGGGUGCUUGAAAGAUUGAAAGCUGAUGGGAUUCGAGCUGAAAUAUGCCACGGGGAGAGGAUAUCAAAACUUAUUAGAAGCUCGGAAAAGCUUAAAAUUCCACUGAUGGCUGUAGUUGGAGCAAAAGAGGUAGAAAAUGAGACAGUGACUGUAAGAUCUAGGUUUGGUGGAGAGUUGGGAACCAUGGCAGUUGAUGAAUUUGUCACCAGAAUCAAGCAUGCAAUUCAAGACAGGACUUCGUUUUAGUUCAAGGACUAAAAAGCUGUUUCUGUUUUCAACUGUAACACCUCAGUUAGAUGCUCUGCUCCUUCCAUUGUACAGGACCGAGUUCUUUGUCUCCCUCACCUCCACAGGCUGGGCCAUGAUUUUGAACAUAAAUAUAUAAAAACUUUGUUGGCAA